AUGUCGGAUCAGAAGGAAAACAUUGAUACUGAGAAUAUAACUGACGUGUCGGAGAAAAGCAGUGAUGCCCUUGAGCCUAUCAGCAUUCCAGUGUCCACAGAAGAUCUUCUAGAUUCAGAUGUCAAUGGAGGGGAGCCAGAGUCUGAACCAGAGGUAUCGACUGACAGCUACGGAAUACAUGUGGAGCUUCAGGAGAGCUAUAGAAGGCUACCAAAAAAUGAUGAAAAUGUACUCGGAGACGAAGAGGUGGAGCCUAGCCCGGUGCCAGUAAAUGAUCACAGCCAGUCUUUAACCGCACCUGACAUUGCAGGGCAGUCACCCCCUCUGCAUCCAGAUGAUAAGCCGGCAUUUCAGGAUGAAAUAAGGAUGAUGAAGGAGACUUUAAAGAUAGCCUCGGAAGAUUUGGAAACAACAGUCAAAAUUGUACUUAUGCCUGUGGCCCAGGAAAUUUUAGUGUCUCUUAGAGCAGACUACAGGUUUAUGUAUCUCAAGGAUUAUUUUGCAGAUAUUUUAAAUAUUCCAGCUGAAGUGUUGAAGAUGACCUGUUCAGGAAAAAUUCUUAAAAAUCAAGAGAACCUCCUUCAACUUGGAUUUAAGCCCCAGGACACUGUCACAAUGGAAAUCUCAUCCACCAACCAAGUGCUGUAUCCAAUCAAACGGGUGCAUGGCCUAAGUAAUGGUUCUAAAUUCAUAACUGUCAGAGUGGAAACUGGCUUUGAAUGCUAUGAAGAUGUACCUGUUGAGAUUGUACAAUGUGACUUUCAUAAACCUUUUCUUGGUGGAUUCAGACAUAAGAAAACAAAGACAGAGUAUCACAAUGCUGGAACACAAACUGUCCCAAAGAAGCUAGAGGAAAAGAAGGAUGUGUUUUGCAGGGAGACACAGACAGUUUGUGUGAGGGAAAAAUACCAACAAACUGUAAAUACAACAUCCACACAGAUGACUAAAAUUGGUGUAUAUGUAUCGAAUAUGACUGAUAAACUGAUAGCACCAGGAAUAUAUUUCACAGCGGAAGAGUACCACUUGGAAAGAUUAGCAGCGGUAAUAGUGUUACAGACUUACUAUAGGCAAUGGCAUGCAAAAACCUUGGUAAAGGAGUUAAAAAGGCAGAAAAAGUUGAGAGAGGAGUGGGAACGUCAAGAAGAACUAAGGAAGAAAAGAGAAAAAGAAGAAGCACUGAAAAUGGACUAUGACCGGAGACAUCAUCCUAAGACAAAAGAAGAUUUUGAACUUCUUUAUAAUGCACUUGAAUUCUGGCAUCAUGAACAGAAGCAGUACAUUGACCAGCUUUUCACUGGAGCCGAGAGGAAGGCAGCUCUGUGCGAACUUCUGGAAAAGGAGACGCAGAUAAUUUCUUCUGUCGGGAGACACAGGCACAAGGCAAAUCAGGAGAACCAGGAAGCCUCGGUACAAGCUUUCCUGGAGAAG
Molecule: messenger RNA, 1428 nt
Organism: Elephantulus edwardii (Cape elephant shrew)
Lineage: Eukaryota; Metazoa; Chordata; Mammalia; Macroscelidea; Macroscelididae
Product: IQ and ubiquitin-like domain-containing protein-like
Exons: 7
Biological process (GO): cilium assembly
Cellular component (GO): acrosomal vesicle; motile cilium
Molecular function (GO): protein binding
Source: RefSeq, a predicted model, not a curated record